Prosopis cineraria is the source of this 938-nucleotide messenger RNA. RefSeq lists its product as uncharacterized. The coding region runs from base 355 to 729 and encodes 124 amino acids. The record is from RefSeq and is a predicted model, not a curated record. NCBI's taxonomy places the organism in Eukaryota, Viridiplantae, Streptophyta, Magnoliopsida, Fabales, Fabaceae. The transcript has a single exon.
ACCGUUCAAAGGGUUUUAGGAGGUUUUAAGAGAAGCAGAGAGGGGGUCAAGCGGCGGCAUUCCCUCCUUCCUUCGCAAGAAGCCCUAGCGACACAGCCACCGUCAACUCCUCCUCUUGCGGCGCGACUCUCCGCCGUGAUCCUCGCAAUCUGUAAAUUCUCCAAUCUCUCUGAACCCUAUGUCCACGCCUGAUACCAGACUCUCAAAUCCAGACUCAGAUUCGCCCCCGAGUCAGACCCCCACCACGCAAUUGGAUUCCCCGCAGAUGAUAAACCAGAAGAUUCCCCAUCAGAUCAGCAGCAGCAGCAGGGGGAGGAGGAGGAGGAAGAGGGGGAGUGUGGAUUUUGCUUGUUCAUGAAAGCAGGUGGAUGCAGAGAUAGCUUUAUCGAUUGGGAGAAGUGCAUUGAGGAGGCUGAGAAGAACAAGGAAGAUAUUGUGGACAAGUGCGUUGAGGCGACUGCGAAAUUGAAGAAGUGUAUGGAGGCUCAUGCAGAUUACUACGAGCCCAUUUUGAGGGCAGAGAGGCGGCUGAGCAACAAUUCGUCGAUGAAUUGGAAAAGGAAGCAGGGACAGCGGAGCAGACUGCAGAUCAGAGUGCUUCCCACUCAAAGGAGGCUUCCAAGGAUUCUGGAAAGGAAGGGGCUUCUAAUGAUAAGUGAGAAUGACCUGGGUCCGUCUCAAAUACGCUAUUUUAGAAAUGAAAAUUGUGUCUUGCUUUUGUUUUCAUAGUAGUUUAUUUAACAUAAACGAUAAAGGAAAACGUUUUACAAUCAUGUUUUCCCGGAUUUGUGGCUGGACUAGAGGCCAUUGAACGUGAUGAAUUGAGCGCGCGCGCGCGCGCGCGCGAGAGAGAGAGAGAGAGAGAGAGAGAGUCCAAUCUCAUUUUUUGUUCCCAAUAAUUGGAAUGAUUAAUGUUACUUACUUCAAUUUGUAUUUUU